CACACACUUACAAGUCCCUUGUAUUACUUUCUACCUUACACUUCUUUCUUCUUAUUAAAGCACCACAACUUCUCUUGCUUUAACUCUCUUUCUAUCUUUCUCUUCUUAAUUUGUGUAUCCUCUGUCUUCCUCUUUUUUCAAAUGGCUCAGGCUCAGAAGGUGGUGUUGAAGGUCAUGACCAUGACUGAUGACAGAACAAAGCAGAAAGCUAUGGAAGCUGCAGCUGAUAUUUUUGGGGUUGAUUCAAUAGCAGCAGAUAUUAAGGAUCAGAAGCUAACAGUAAUAGGAGUGAUGGAUACAGUGGCAGUAGUGAAGAAGUUGAAGAAAGUAGGGAAAGUGGACAUAAUAUCAGUUGGGCCAGCCAAGGAAGAAAAGAAAGAAGAAAAGAAAGAGGAAAAGAAGGAAGAAAAGAAAGAGGAAAAACCAGCGGAAAAGAAAGAGGAGAAAAAGGAAGAGAAAAAGUAAUCUCAAUUAUCAUCUUAAAAACCUCUCCUCUCUUACUCUAAUGCAUUGAUAUAGUAAUUAGUACAUCAAACUUCAAAGCCAGCAAGCAAGCAAUAUGAGGGUUUAUUUUCUUUACUAAUGUAAUUAAAAAGAAUGUGGAAAUAGAGUAAUAUAUUGUUACCUUUUUCAAAAGGGUAUAUAUGAAAACAAGAAUUUUGUAAGGUAAUAAGAAAAUGAGAAUAUUUUUGCUGCCAA
This is a messenger RNA of Humulus lupulus (European hop), 699 nucleotides long. RefSeq names its product heavy metal-associated isoprenylated plant protein 39. NCBI's taxonomy places the organism in Eukaryota, Viridiplantae, Streptophyta, Magnoliopsida, Rosales, Cannabaceae. The transcript has 3 exons. The record is from RefSeq and is a predicted model, not a curated record. Bases 142 to 465 code for a protein of 107 amino acids. Gene Ontology annotation, molecular function: metal ion binding.